AUGUCGAAUGAUGAGGUGAAGCUGGUACGGGUGCCCGUGAGGGAGCUCAAGACGGCCAUGAACGGGGCCAGAGCGGCGCUGGACGAGAACCGUCGGUUGGUGGCAGAGCUCGCACAAUCGGAGGAGGAGGCGAAGGAGCUUGAGCUCAAGCUGCUCAAACGACAACACCAACUGGAAUGCUGCACUGGGUCCCGCAUGGAGACCCGACCAUAUCGACCCGGCGACGCAUUAAAGUCUACGCCUAGACGCCCACGUCCAAAGAGUGAAAUGUUCGGCGAUAGCAUACGCAACCUCAUCGGAGAGCAGGCCGAGACGCUCAACCAACUGGCAGAUCGAGAGGAAAAUCUCCGUGCGCUCAUGGAUGCCAUGCGUGAAAUCUCACGGGCGUCUGACAGUCUUGACGUUGUGAGCAACGCACUACGUGCAGCCCAGCACGUCCUUCCCGCUGAAAAGUACACGGUAGGUAUUCUCAACGAGAAGAAGGACCGUGUGGAGCUGUACUCGAAUCCACCAAUGGACUUGCCUGGCAAACGCUAUCUCAUUGAGGAAGGCAGCGCUCUCGUUGACUCAGCCACUACGUUUGGUCGUGUUGUGUUGACAGGAACACCACUCGAGGUCGCGGAUGUCAGCGGCUCUGAGGUUAUUGAUGUGUUUGAAGAACAAAUGGAAGUGCUUAAAUUCGAGCCAGAGGCUCUGCUUUGCGCUCCCAUCUUCAACGUCCACGGAGUGUUAGUCGGCGUCUUCCAGGUCAUCACCCGCAAGAUAUUGCCAGAACUUGGCCUCCACUCAACUCCAGCUACCCCGUCGGAUUCUCAGUGGUAUUCAUCUACUCCUCGUACUGCCCUCGCAAGACUCGGACGUAACCAGGGAGCGCAACAAAAAGGAGCUUUUGAUCCUCGCGACAAAGAGAACUUCGACUACAUCUGCGUAACAGCGGGGACUGCCUUGUGGAACUUGUCACUGGCCAAAGCACACCAAGCCAUGCAGAGCCGCAUCGAAUGUCUCCUCAAACUCAAUCGCAACAUCGCAGCCGAGGUCAGCGCUUCAGCCGUGCUCCACCAAAUCAUCGCUGUGGCUUAUGAGCUGCUUCAUGCAGAGCACAUUGCACUAUACGUGCGUGAUGAAGGCACCGACGAGUACUAUCUCUUUGCCAGCGAAAAGCCUCAUACUGGAUACGAUGAGACGUUUUUGAAAGCACACAACGGUAUUGUCGGCGUCGUCAUGCGCACUGGACAGCUUAUCCUCACCAAUUCAGCUUCAGCACACCCGGCGUUCGACCCGAAGUACGACGAAUUCUGGACAUUCAAGACGAAGCAGGUGCUCUGUGCGCCGGUCAAAGAUGCGAGCGGCCAAGUCUUGGCUGUCGUGUGCGCUACCAACAAAGUGGACGGUGAUGAGUUUACAGCAGACGACGCGCUGUACCUCAAUUACGCGGCUGAAGCAGCCGGAAUCUCGCUGCACAAGUCCAACCUUCUACGCUCGCGAUUAACUGAAGCACGUUUGCAACUUGCUGACUUUGUUAACAACAACGGGGAGCGGGCGUACAGUAACUCCAGUCACGAACCCGACGACGAGACCAGUGCUGCAGCCUCAGUCGCAAGAUUUGUGCGUGUAGUCAUGGCAGAAGGAAGAAAGCUGCUUCAUUGCGACCGAUUCGGCUUCUUGUUGGUAGAUCCAUUGAAAAAGGAGCUCUGGAUCACUCAAGAAGACGGAGAGAGAGUUCGGAUGCCACUUACCAACGGUCUCUCGGGGCUUAUCGCAACAACAGGGAAGAUCAUUAACACGCGGGACGCUUACACUCAUCCGCAUUUCGACCCAAGCUUGGAUCGCAAGACCGGAUACCGCACCACAAGUGUCCUUGGUAUGCCCAUAUUCGAGGAUCACACACCAACGAACCCCAAGAUUGUUGCGGUCGUUAUUGCCAUUAACAAGAAAGAUGAUGACGAUACAAACGUCACAGAAGAUGUGGCCUCGCGUCGCAUCCCCAGACAUCGUGUGCCUUUCACUGCUAGCGACGCUGAAUGUAUGACCCAGUACUGUCGAGAAAUUCAAUUCGCGCUUGGUCGCUUGUCGCUGGAUAUCUCGUACUACAAGGUGGUGUCGGACUGUGGACUCAGUGCACCUGGUGAGUCUUUGAUCAAAUCUGCCGAAGCGCAGGAACAACUGGACGGUAUAAAUGAACCCGAGAUCGUCGCGUCAAUCGUGCAGAAGUACUGUCAAUCAAGCGAGCUGGACGCACUGGAGGAGAUGGCAACGGUUGCUAACACUGACGAUCCUGACGAGGUCGAAGACGUGGAUGAAGUCAAUGGAGGGGAGUACGACGAUGAAGGUAGCGAAAAAGACGACGAAGACGAGCAUGUGACAGCAUUUUUAGCUAUCCCGUUCCCUCCACGAAGUCCGCAGCGACGAAUCUCAACACCUCGGGAGAAUGGACACGUGAUUGGAGUCGGUGACGUGACCCGCUGGGACUUUAGCUGCCUGGAUCUCUCCAACGUGGACAUUUUUGCGGCAGUAUCGGUACUUUUCCGCUCGCUGGGUUUGCUGGAGCGCUUCCAAGUCGCACAGGAGACAUUCUUCACUUUCCUUUCACAUGUGGCGUCUCAUUAUCGGCCGAACGCUUACCACAAUCUCCAACACGCUUUCCAAGUCACACACGCGACGUAUUGUCUGCUUCGCCGGUCAGGUGUAGCGCAUUCGUACUUCGCACGAGUCGAGAUCUUUGCCAUGCUCAUCGCUGCGUUGUGCCAUGACUUGGAUCAUCCUGGUAACACGAACGACUUCGAGGUCAAGACGCACAGUCAGCUUGCACUCACACACAAUGACGACGCCGUUCUGGAACGUCAUCACUGCCGCGUUGCCUUCAUUAUCUUGAGUCAUCCAGGCGCGAAUCUCUUCGGUCGUUUACCCACACGAGCCUGUUUUGUGUAUGUGCGUCGUCUGCUCAUCCACUGCAUCUUGGCGACAGACAUGGCCAAGCACUUCGAGAAGUGUAAGGCACUGGAAGGUCUCUCCAAACGCCAUCUUCUCGUCAACACUAACGGAGGCAGAGGAGCGAAGCGGGGUCGCAGCAAACAUCGUUUUGUCUUCAUGGCAAUCCUCAUCCACGCAGCAGACUUGUCGGGUCAAGCGUUGUCGUACACUCAAGCAACUCGUUGGGGCAUGCGUGUACUCUCCGAAUACCAGCAACAAGCGAAGAGCGAAGCCGAACUGCAUUUUCCUGUCGAAUCCUUCAUGGCCAAUCUGCACCACGCCAAGACCCGAGUCACCGUGCAGCUUAACUUCAUCAAUUACGUGCUGCGUCCCAUCUGGCUGCCAUUGGCCACGUUAUGUCCUGCCAUGAAGGUAUACGCAGACUCGUUAGAAUCCAACCGGGAGCGGUACAAAGCUGAACUGGACAAGCUUCAACGUGAAGCAGCAGAGGUUGAAGAACUGGCAAGAGCGAGCGUCCGUGGAGCCAGCUCUCGCAAGCUUGUGGAGCGCAUUGCAAGCACGAGACGUCUGCUUGAUCACCAGAACGAAUACCAGAACUCAAAAUGUUAGACAAUCACUGUAAGCAAACAGAACGUAGUUAAGACAAAUGAAAGUAUUGAAAGCCCU
Molecule: messenger RNA, 3597 nt
Organism: Phytophthora nicotianae INRA-310
Lineage: Eukaryota; Oomycota; Peronosporomycetes; Peronosporales; Peronosporaceae
Exons: 5
Coding region: 1-3540 (1179 amino acids)
Biological process (GO): signal transduction
Molecular function (GO): protein binding; 3',5'-cyclic-nucleotide phosphodiesterase activity
Source: RefSeq, a predicted model, not a curated record